Messenger RNA from Vombatus ursinus (common wombat), 2535 nucleotides. RefSeq names its product ribosomal protein S6 kinase related (gene RSKR). Gene Ontology annotation, molecular function: protein serine/threonine kinase activity; ATP binding. The record is from RefSeq and is a predicted model, not a curated record. Bases 527 to 1915 code for a protein of 462 amino acids. Gene Ontology annotation, biological process: protein phosphorylation. The transcript is spliced from 11 exons. NCBI's taxonomy places the organism in Eukaryota, Metazoa, Chordata, Mammalia, Diprotodontia, Vombatidae.
CCUGGGGAGAGAUGCCUCUGCCCAUCCCUUGUGUCCCUGGGCAUUCCUCUGACAGGGACCUUCCUACAUUUCUGCUGCCUAGAAUCAUUGCCUUCCUUCAGUGAUGAGGAAGCAGGCCUGCAUUUUAAACACUCAUUCCAAAGUGGGGGGCAUUUCUCUUCUCGAGGAAUGAGUACCCAUAAGUCUAAGUAGAACUGGAGGCAGGCACCAUGAAUAAUGGAGCUGGGGGUGGGGCUCAUGAAUGAUGCAUCACAAAGGGGUGGGCCUACUUAUGUAACUGGGACACAGGGGUCUGGCAGCUGGGGAGCCACUGGCGGGAUGGGAGUAGCAGGCAGCCGGCAGACCCUUCCCCACAAGGUAAGUGGUCAGAGCUGCACCAGCCCCCAUUUAGGGGCAGCUUUAGCUUUAUGCCAAGGGUAGGGGAAGUGUUGAUGCUUGGGGGUGGGGAGUAUAGUAAGGAUGGCCAGGAUGAGAGCCAUGAAAAAACCAAAGAGAGGGGAGAGGGCAUGAGUGGUCUUAGCAGAGGAUGUGCAGAAGGGGUUUGUGCAGGACCCACGAGAGUGAGAACCUGGCUUUGUGCCCAGUACUAGACAAUACCAAGCUAUGUUUGAUGAACAGAGAAUACAGGCUGGUACACAGAGCUGACUGCACUGCGCUGGGUGGCCCCCCCAAGGGGCUGGCACCUGCUGAGAAAAGCAGGCUGAGCGGGCGGAAGGAGCUCAGUGUAGCUCACCUUGGCUCUCAGCAGGGUGACAGCAUCACCCCCAUCCCGGGCCCCUGGGUUCGGAGCUGGAAGAGACUCUUGUCAGGUGUGGGGACCACCCUGUCAGGCCUGGACCAGCUGUGGGGACAGCGGAAGCACCAGUACCCCCAUCUGGGGUCCCUGGAGCCAGCCCUGCUGCCAGCAGAGAAGCCUCUGUCUGAGUGGCCAGUGCCGAGGCUCAUCUCUCUUUUCCUGCCCGAGUUCCCCAUCCGGCCCCCCCAGGGGCAGCAGCAGCUGAAGGUCCUGGGGUUUGUGGCCAAGGGCUCCUUUGGGACUGUCCUCAAGGUUCUGGAUUGUGGCCUGGGGGCCUUGUUGGCUGUGAAGGUGGUCCCCAAGGUAGAAGUCCUUCAGCGAGACAGCUUGAGGCAGUGUAAGGAGGAGGUCAGCAUUCAGCGCCAGAUCCGCCACCCCUUUGUGAGUGGCUUGGGAGGCAGCUGGCAGGGACAGCGGCACCUCUUCACUAUGUACAACUACUAUAGCACAGGAGACCUGCACUCUCUCUGGACCACAGUUGGCUGUUUUUCUGAGGCUUCCAUCCGCCUCUUUGCUGCUGAGCUGGUGCUGGGUGUGGGCUACCUACAUGACCUGGGCAUUGUGCAUCGAGACCUAAAGAUGGAGAACAUUUUACUGGAUGAAAGAGGCCACCUAAAACUCACAGACUUUGGCCUAUCAAGACAUCUACCCCAAGGAGGGCGAGCUUAUACUAUCUGCGGGACGCUCCAGUACAUGGCCCCAGAAGUCCUGAGUGGUGGGCCCUACAACCAUGUUGUUGACUGGUGGUCCCUGGGUAUCUUGCUUUUUGCCCUGGCAGCUGGAAAGUUCCCAUUGCAGGCUGAGAAGGAUCACGUAGCCAUGUUGGCAAGUGUGACUGACUGUGACUAUGAGGUCCCAGCUUCUCUUAGCCAGGGGCUUUCUCUUCUGCUUCAGGAGCUCCUGUGCCACAACCCCUCCCAGCGCCUGCGCUACCUGUAUCACUUCCAGGCCCAUGCUUUCUUUCGGGGCAUGGCCUUUGACCCCGAGCUCCUACAGAAGCAGCCAGUAUCCUUUGUCCUGGAGGCGAGAGCUGCCCUUCCUGCCCCGGCGGAGGCCACACCGUUCCAGGAUUUUGACUGUGAUUUCAUGUCUCUCUCAACCCACCCCUGCCCUGCCUGAGCUCCAGGCCCCUCCCCGCCCCCUCAAGUUGGCCUGUAGCUGUGAGCCUCAGGAUCUUGUCCACCGCCAACUCAGGAAGACCUCCCAAAUGCACCAACUUGUCUCUGGCCACAGACUUGUCCCUUGUUCUUUGUAGCAGGAUUCCCUCCCAUUUUGUAACUUAAAACAUUUUACAACUGAAACUGAUCCUGUGGGGCUCAGGCCCUCUAGCAGGCUGUCGUGUCCCCUGAGGAGAGGCCAGAGUCCCGUUCCUGGGCAUCUUGUCAUGGGCGUCUCAUUGCGCCUUCUUGCCUCCCCUGCCCCUCCUCAUUCAGUAGGUGAGAGCAGGCCUCCCCGUUUGCUCUUCCUCAUGUCUCCCAGGGUUCUCCAGUCCACUUCUCCCUUAUUACUCUACCACAUUUCCUUUCUCCAGCAAUACUGACCUAUGCACUGACACAUGUUGAUUCCUCAAGGUGCUUGACAAGCUUAGCCAGCCUGUCCUUUUCAGAAGCAAUAAUUGUUUUUUUGUAAGGAUACCCUCACCCCACCCUCACCCCAACAAUUUAAAUUUUCAGUUGUGAUCUAAGGAUUCAACGCCUGAUUGUGCAAUAUAUUGAAUAAAGAAAAUAAAAUUGAGACUU